UUUUGCAGUCAGGCAACUCUAACGAGGCUAAACGAUAACCCAUGAUGAUCCGCAUUCAAACACCGAUGCAAGAUACACUAUCGAAAAGAGCUCUUAGCUUAGUACCUUAUUCCAAUUCCUUUAGUGGGUUGUCACAUUGCAGUAUAAGACGUAACACAUCAUGAAGUCGAGUAAUCAAGCAGAUUUAUACCUCUUACAAUUCUUUCGAGGUUGACUAUCAGCCUUCUGUCAUCUGCAAUAUGGCUUUGCACGUCCCUUCAUUAUUAGGAAAGGCGCUUCUACUAUGCUCGUUGAUUACCACUGUCGUCUCAGCACCCGUCGACAAUGAACCGACAGUCACUCUGGCCUCAGGCGUUGUCAUAGGAACUACUACCAAGCCUGCAAACCAGCCAUCGUUGACAGCCUCAGCCAACGCCUAUCUGGGGGUACCUUUCGCGAAGUCGCCUCCAGUACGAUUCUCUCCGCCAGAAGCAGCAACACCAUGGUCUACUCCUCUGCAAGCCCAAAAUAUCAAGCCAGCAUGCAUUCAGCAGUUCUCAGGUACUGGCGAAAUUCGUGCCAGAACUAUGGAGUACUUCAACAACCCCACCUAUCCACCACCUGAGGAGAGCGAGGACUGCUUAUACCUCAAUGUAUAUACGCCUCCAGGAGUUACGGCUUCCAGCAAAAAGGCAGUGAUGUUUUGGCUUUUCGGGGGCAACCUCGCUUUUGGUACUGGCGGACUAGCAUACUAUGAUGGAAGCUCUCUCGCGAUCAAUGAAGACGUUGUUGUAGUCACUAUCAACUACCGCACGAAUAUCUUCGGUUUCUCCAACUCACCCGAAGUGCCGUUUGGAUUUCAAAACGCUGGUUUCUUGGACCAGAGGUUCGCGUUGCAAUGGGUACAAGAAAAUAUUGCUCAGUUUGGAGGUGAUCCAAAUCGUGUGAUGAUUUUCGGCGAAUCCGCAGGCGGCGAAUCAGUUAAGCAAUUGCUAGCCAACCCACCGAACCCACUACCUUUCUCGUCGGCCAUACUUGAGUCUCAGAAUGCGGUACUCCCUGGAAACGGCCUGGUAAACUAUAAGCAGGUAUUGCUAAACUUCGGCUGCGCAAACAUCGAUUGUCUUCGCAAGGUACCUGCAGUGGAUAUCAAAGCGUAUAUUGAGUCGCAAUCGCUUUCUUUUCCACCAGUCAAUAACGAUGGCACCUCAACACCUGAUGUCAGACUUAGCAUAUCCACUGGGAAGUUCGCCAAUGUGCCGACGAUGCUAGGAUCUAACCUCAACGAAGCGCGUGUCUUCCUAGCCGUGGCCGGCUUGACCGACGGUACCGCCGCUGUAGACAGCUUCUUUGAUCAAUAUAACAUCACGUCAAAAGCUGUUCGCGACUCCAUCAUCGCCGCAUAUGCCGCACAAGGUAUCACCGAUCUGUACGAAGUAGCCGACAGGCUUGGGACAGAUCUAGUCUUCACAUGCACGACUGGUAGGCUGGCAAAUUACCUCGCCAUAUCCGGACGCACAACUUACCGGUAUCUAUUCACCCCUGUUUUCCCUUCUAUUGGUAUCUUCCCCAAUCCAGGUGCAUACCACACAAGCGAGAUUCCGGAGGUCUUUGGCACGUAUCCACUUUCGAACCAGUUUGGCACUGCAACGCAACAGCAGAUUCAACUCAGUGCUUUCAUGCAAAAAACAUGGGCGAACUUUGCAAAGAACCCCGCUGGAGGCGUAGGAUGGCCAAAGGUUGGCAGUGCGCUUGGGAAGGAACUGGGUGUAUUAGGAAAGGAUGGAAGUAGUGGGGUGACCGUCAGGCCAUUACUUGAGGCGGAUUACGCUUGCCCGCUCUAUGCCGGCAUUGAAGAUCUCUUGGGAUUAUCUUUCAAGUAGGCGAUGAGAGUAAGCUCUGCAUCGUAUGUAGAAAAGCCUACUGGGAG
Alternaria alternata is the source of this 1909-nucleotide messenger RNA. RefSeq names its product liver carboxylesterase 1 precursor. The record is from RefSeq and is a predicted model, not a curated record. The coding region runs from base 240 to 1862 and encodes 540 amino acids. Lineage: Eukaryota; Fungi; Ascomycota; Dothideomycetes; Pleosporales; Pleosporaceae. The transcript has 3 exons.